GAAAGAAUCAAGAAGUUGGCUGGAAACAAAGAAUGUAGCAACUAUCAACACGUUCGAAUCUGAAUUUGCUGUAGGCAAUGCGUUAUUUCAUUUCAGUCGCACCAAUUUCCCAGGAAAUUACUAGAAGGCGGUCAGACAGUUAUCGCUCACAAGCAGCAAUAGGCUUUUGACCAGUAGUUAGCAGCUUUCAUGUAGUAAUCAUUUUUCUUAAGUCAGUCCGUAUCCAUCUCAGCUGUUAGGCAAUCCCUUUCUUGGCCCUGUAUGAUCCCUCUAUCGAUCCGCUUGAAAUGGUACUUGAUAGUCCUCGAACCUUACUGCAUGCUCGGUCUGUACAUGCAGGGAGGGUAGCAAGCAAGUCUCAUAAGCUGCUAAUAUAUGUAUCACGCAGACUGAGAGCUGUCACACUCUCUCAAUCUCUAAAAAGUGAAAAGACAUCCUUGCUGCUCUCUUAGCCCUUGAUGAUUCGGUUGGUAUCGAGAUGCCCCCACUGGUUCGACUUUAAAUCCAGCAGACCAUGAUCUUUGGUUGACACUCCAUCAUACAGCAGCCCUGGACGACAAAAGAGCGAAAGAUGGAACAACAAGCACUGGUACGAUGUUCAGUUCAAAAAUUCUUCCAUGACUCCAUUUAGUCUUUGGAAUACGAGUAGCUCCCAAUGCGGAGUACACAUAGACCUGGGCACGUUGAUGUCUGUCUUCUUCCAUCCUUUGUGCUUGCGCCCACACGUAGGUCGUGGUUGACUGCAAGCCAGACGAUGCAUCCUAUUAGGUCCAAACAGCGGCCUUCAGGUGGCGUGAAGAGAGCUUCACCGUCAACAACCAGAAUUCGGAUCGAGCGAAAGUACAAUGGCGAGCACGAUAAAGAGGACCCUUUCCACGCGAUUGCAACACCCGCAGCCGACAACAACACUAUCCCCUAGCGAGACGUAUACCUAUCACUUCACGCAGCAGGGGUUUAUGGGAGGCUAGAGAUCGCCCAAUAAAUUCCUCGAACAGGCCGACGACGUGGACGUCCGUGGCGGACACGAUGGGGGGCGAUAAAGGACAGCACACCGCUUCACCUGAGAGGCUUGUGAUUGCAUUUUAAGGUGGUACUCUAGUACCUCAUUUGUGGUCUCUCCACAUAGAGACGGCUAUGGUGGUAAAUGUGGUGCCGGGGACGAGAAUCGAACCCGUUAACCUCCGAAAAAAGCCGUGGGACCAAUCCCACCUUUUUGAGGCAGCUAGCUCUUUUUUUCCCUCCUUUCCCAUCUUAUGCUCUUGCUGAGUCGUUCUUGAGUUGGCAUGCGGCACAGGUGGGGUGCUUGGCACACAGUGGUUGCAAUCUCGCACGCCAAAUCUCCCAGUCUCGUAUUCGAGAACAUUUCGCUCUUUGCAGCAAGACAACGCGCCCAAACUUUAUCCCAGCGGAGCCUCGUACAAUCGCUUUCUUCCACAAUCAAGGAUUACGUAUCUUGCUUCGCUUUCACGCCAUUCGAGCGACAACACCUUCAAGUGGCCACUGCUCCACGCAGUUUCAAUGGUCGGCGUCCCCCGCAGCAGCGGCUGUGUGGAGUGUUUGCAGCGCCGUGUCAAGUGUGACCGCACCCGUCCAGAUUGUCACCGCUGCCAGACCCGCGGCAUACAAUGUCCCGGCUACCGGAGAGCACUCAAAUUCUACAACCGAACGACUGGGAAAGAUGACUUUACCGACGCAAGAGAUUACUCAAAAAAGCAGGGAACACAGGAAAAUACUGAUGCCGCUCGUGCACUCGCGCUCAUUAGCCGACCCAGUUUCGAUGAUACCCUUUGCCCAAGCCUCGCUGGAAAGGCUCUUGACCACCAAACAAAAGAGGUCUUUGAAUACGUAGUACACGCGACCUUCCCACUGACAUUCGCCACAUUUGCACCGCGCCUAGAGCCGAACUGGAUCCAGUUCAUCAAGUACCACCAAGCUGCGCAGACUAAGCCGAUCGAGCGCGCACUGCGAUGCUUGACAACUUGGUAUCUAGGCGCAAAGUACAAAGACCCAGUCGCGAUCGAUGCAAGCCGGUACGUCUAUGGCGGCGGGAUCCGAUGCCUUGCAGGGCUGGUCGCCAACCCGAAGACAAGAACGUCGGACAUCACAAUGGCGACUGCGGUCAUGCUCAGCGUCUUCGAGAUGCUGGAUCCUCUCACCCCGCACUCGUGGCUGAUUCACUCGCGGGGAAUCGGUUCACUGUUCCAACUCCGCGGGGCACGCAUACACAGUAGUGGCUUCCCACGAACCAUGUUCAUCACGAUCCGCUCGUUUCUUCUCGCGGAUGCCUUUAUUCGGCAAGAGCCGUCGUUCCUUGAACAGCAUGACUGGCGCACCGCAAACCAUGAAGCUAACGUUCACGAUGAUCGGAAUGGGAAGGGAUCAUGGGUUAGCAAACUCGUCGAGCAGGCGUUUAACGAGAUUAGUCUGGGGCCUGGACUGCUGUCACAUACCAGCGCGCUGAUUAAACACGGCGAGGCGGACCUCUCAAGCCACGAGCUGACCUCGCGCAUUCAACAUAGCCGCGAUAUCCUGCGCAACCUCCAGCGCCAGUUCGCCUCUGUAUCAGGGGAGGAUCUCAAAUUAAAAGAGGUUGAUAGCUCGUGCGCGGUGCCUGGACUUAGGAGCGAGGAUGUCUACGCUACUGCCACAGUCUGUCUUCAGGGGAUUUGCGCGGGACUUGCACUGUAUGACCAGUUACUGGUUUUGCUAGAGGCACACAAAAAUCGCUCAGGGCAGGGUCGUAGUUUCGAACUCCCCUGGGGCGGCGAAAUACCUAAGACAAGCCAGUUUAUUGAAGGGCCGUUUUCUGGGGAUGAUCGACCGAUGAACUGGCUCGAUCAGAUUUCAAUGUCAAUGGGGACGUUUGCGAUUUCGACCAGCUGAGUGCCUAGGAUCCAGGUUCUUUAAAAAUAGGCUCUUGUUGGCCGCGAGCCUGUUUGAAUGAUUGAUCACUAAGGGAACAGCACAUUCAGCGCGACUCUGGCUAUGUCCCUUAGUUUACAGUGGAUUCACCCGCUUUAGCGCUUUGGCCUUUCUUACUACCCUGCUAAAGGAACUAAUAUUCUUAAGACACCUUGUCCUAGGUUUUGACUCGAUUCUAAAACCUGUAAUAGCAGAGUAGUAGUAAGGGUGCCCAAUUAUGGUUGACUACCAAUAUUAUUUAUAUCCUAACGUAUGUUUAACCGUGGGACAGUGAGUGCU
Molecule: messenger RNA, 3201 nt
Organism: Aspergillus calidoustus
Lineage: Eukaryota; Fungi; Ascomycota; Eurotiomycetes; Eurotiales; Aspergillaceae
Source: the annotation of a GenBank genome assembly